Molecule: messenger RNA, 3160 nt
Organism: Plodia interpunctella (Indianmeal moth)
Lineage: Eukaryota; Metazoa; Arthropoda; Insecta; Lepidoptera; Pyralidae
Exons: 5
Coding region: 453-2957 (834 amino acids)
Biological process (GO): modulation of chemical synaptic transmission; postsynaptic membrane assembly; chemical synaptic transmission
Cellular component (GO): cell surface; plasma membrane; synapse
Molecular function (GO): neurexin family protein binding; signaling receptor activity
Source: RefSeq, a predicted model, not a curated record
CUUUGGAUUAUUCGGUGUGUUAACGCGUGAUUUUAGUAUUUGAUAUUGUGUUAUUUUUCAUUUCUCAUUGAUUUUGUAUAUUAUUUACAAUAUAUAUCUAUUAUUUAGGUAUAUACCCUCUUAAAUAACAUCAAGUGAUACCUGCUCAAUAAAUAGCCACUUCUAAAUAUCUUAAAGUAUACAAAAGCAAUUCCUUGGUCGCUAUAACAACGGACAGCCCCACUGUUUACGAACCGAAGUCUGCACGAGAAACAGUAACGCACCACCGCCGCGCCCGGUCGCCCUUCGCCCACCACCCGCUCAAACAUAGCGCGAAGUGGAAACUCAUCCGAAAGUGUUAUAUUCAAAUAAACAAAACAAAUGACAUGCCAGUCGCGUCGGAAAUUAAAUCCCGAGCGUUCUAUUUUUAAAUACUGACAAUUCUAUUUUCAAAGUGUCCGUUACAUUCGAAAAUGAUUCGAGUUGUUGUGUUGGUAUUGUUGACGCAUCCGGCAUUCGCGGCCCGGGAGCCUCCACAAAUAAACUUGGUGAAUCAAGGGACGAUCGCGGGAAUGUAUAUGACGAGAUUCCGUACUAAGCGGAUUGCGGCGUACGUGGGGAUCCCUUUCGCCCAGCCACCGAUAGACUUCAGAAGGUUUACUCCUCCUGAGGUCAGCGAUUUGCCCCGUUGGGAUGGGGUAAGAAACGCCACAACAUACGCGCCAGAUUGCAUGCAGCAGGACCCUAUGAAGAAAGACGAGAAGGAUGAAGCUGUAGGCGCAACGGUACCAAGACACGAUGAGCUGUUUAUUAAGCUAUUGGAUACGCAAUUGGAGGAGCCGCGCAAGAAAGAAUUUUCCGAAGAUUGCCUUUACUUGAACGUUUACGUACCUGAUGGUUACAAAACAGACAAGUUUCCCACGAUCGUGUGGUUUCACGGGGGCAGCUUCGUCCGCGGCAGCCCUAACUACUUGAACCCUUUUCAUCUCGUUUGGAAGUAUAAGGUGAUAUUUAUUUCUGUCGCCUAUCGAUUGAACAUUUUCGGAUUCUUCUCAACACUGGACAACGAAGCUACUGGGAAUUAUGGAAUUUUAGAUCAAAUAGCUGCUAUGGCUUGGAUCAAAAACAACAUUGAAAGUUUUGGUGGGGACCCAGAAAAUAUAUGUAUCAUGGGUCACGAAGCAGGAGCCGUGAGUGUUGGGAUCCAUCUAGUAGCACCGUACUCUGUAGGAGCCUUCCAGAAAGCAAUCGCAAUGAGUGGAAACAUAUUAUCACCAAACACAGUGAGUACUGCGAGUAAAGAAGUACUAACUGUAGAUAAAACUGCAAUAGCCUUCAGCUGCUUCAGAAAACCAACCUUCCAACUACUUGAUUGUUUAAGAAGAGUUCCUGCCCAAGCGCUUUUGGAUAUAGGUGGCCCUUUAUCCGAAUGGGGACCCAUUAUUGACAAAGAAUUUAGCAAUAUAUCAACAUCUUUAUUUUCGGAUAAACCAAGCAGAAUGUUCAAUGAAAUCUUAUCUCCCGUGCCGUUUUUGACUGGUUUCACAAAUAUGGAAGAUGCUCUUGAACUGCAAAAGGAAGACAACGAUGAACCUGGCAUAAGUCAAUCUCAGUAUGAUAUAAUGCGCAAAGAAAUUGUUUUGUCUGAUAUAACGGUGGACAAUAGCUCAUGUUUCACGAAUCAACAUCAUAUACAAGAUGCGGUUGCGUUUUUCUACAAGCCUAUACCGCCUACAAACAAUGAAACAAUUUUAUUAAAACUAUUUUUGGAAUUUUACACGGAUAAAGUGCAUGGAGCCACGACGUAUCAACUAGCUAAAUACUUAAGCAGUCAUGCGCCCGUAUAUCUUUACAGAUUUGACUUGAAGCCGUUUUCUGAUAUUGCGAACGAGGGUAUUCCCGAUUGGGUCGGGGUUCCUCAUAAUUUUGACUUAACUUACACUUUUGGACUACCCCAUUUGGCUUUGCCUGAGGACUUUGGUAAAUGGGACAUAAGAGAUAAGAGUAUUUCGGAUGUUAUUAUGAAAAUGUGGACCAAUUUUGCUUGGUAUUCGAAUCCUACAAAUUCUGGAAUCAAUGUGGUGUGGGAGCCUUUCGAAAAAGAAAAGCCAGGUUUUCUCAUCAUUGACAGAAAGAAUUUUACGAUGAGCACACCGGAGACAGUGAAUUAUAAAGCGUUUGAAUUUUGGACUGACUUUUACCCAAAAGUGAUUGAAAUUGGUACGAAAUGUUGCAAAGAGGACAUGGCGGCGCAUAUAUUCCUGUUGUGUGCGAUGUGGCUGGCAUUGGCAACAGGUCAGCGACCCGGAUUCGCUGGCAGCAGGCCUAUAGGAUUUCCCGAGGUGUACAACAGAACCACCACAGAGGCAGCGGGAUUGGGCGAUAGGUUCGGCGAAGGUGACGUCACAACCCAAAGGCUGCCAAUCGAAGCGAACGGAGACCGAGAGUUGGUCGACAGACUGAGCAAACUACCCGUCGACAAACAACCGUUCUGGUUCAUCAACUGGCAAGCGCUCGAAGCCAACCGCAAUAAACCACAAACCUACCCCCAAAAACCUAACGACUUCAUAGAUUUUGUACCAAACUCUGGUUCGAAAACUCCCAAUUUAAAUAUUCUCAAUUCGAAAAUGAAACCUUCUGAUGGCCAAUCAAGUGUUGGGGCGACAACGGGAAAUUUCAUUGGCUCUGAAAGUGUUACCGUUGGCCAAUCAAGUACAGAGCCGAAUCAAGCAAUUAAUAAUCGAUUUUAUUCAAAUACGGAAAUAAAGAAUAGAUUAUCUGAAACGGAAUCUACUUCCAACUCUCCCACUACAGAGAAUAGAAAAGUAGGUCUCACUGAAGGAUUUCCUACUGCAUCUGUGUUAUCUGAAACGUCUAUUGAUUAUCCGAGAACACCAACAAUGCACAUUCCAACGCAUAGUAGCUUUAGGCAGACUUGGCUAUUAUAUUCUAGUCCAAGAAAUCCUAUUAUCGAUUGAACGUUUUAAUUUUUAAAUGGCAGCUUCCUAAUCAAUCAAUAUUUUGCUGUAUUUUGCCAUUUAAUAGUCAUUUGCCGAUGCUGUGAUUUCUCAUCAACUCAAUCCAUUUACAUAAACUUGAUCAAUGUUAUUUUAAAUAUUAUAAUUUGUAGGUAGUGUUUAGAUUUUGUAUAAGUGAAUAAAGAAUAUUCUUUAUAAUAAUA